Parnassius apollo (apollo) is the source of this 2916-nucleotide messenger RNA. NCBI's taxonomy places the organism in Eukaryota, Metazoa, Arthropoda, Insecta, Lepidoptera, Papilionidae. The record is from the annotation of a GenBank genome assembly.
AUGGACAUCCAAUUCAUAUUAGACCCGUUUGCGUGCGCAGUAUAUAUUGUUGACUAUAUUAACAAGGCUGACCGAGGGAUGUCUCGUCUUUUGCGUGAAGCUUUGGACGAAGCUAAAAAAGGAAAUAAAAGUGUUAAAGACUCAUUAAGAAUAGUAUCUAAUGUAUUCUUAAAUUCUAGUGAGAUCUCUGCUCAAGAGGCAAUUUAUGUACUGACUGGUUUACCGCUGUCACGAGCUAGUGAAGCUGCAAUGUACAUAAACACUAGUUUGCCACAAGAGCGAGUGCAUAUUUUAAAAAGUUACCUUGAUUUGCAAAGCCUCGAACCUGAUUCUUCCGAUAUAUUCCAAAAGGCUAGUUCAAUAGAAACUCUCAAUGACAGUUCUCAAGCAAUUAAUUAUUCCCAGGCUGUUGAAGAAGUUGAAGCGGAAGGGAAUUGGAUUCCUUUGCAAGAUAAUUUAGGAUACAUACGGAAAAGAACUAAAACUCGAGUAAUACGAUUUCGCCGGUACAGUUACAUUGAUGAUCCAGACAAUUUCUAUAGGGAACAGAUAAUGCUAUACAUCCCUUGGCGAAGCGAGGAGGAAGAAUUACUAAAUCCCAACAUAAAUAUAAAGGACAUAUUUGACGAGUAUAAAGAAAGAAUAAAGGCCGAAAGUAAACAAUUCAAUAAACUAGGUGAUGCUGAAAUGUUUGAAACAUUGCUAACAGAAAUAAGAAAUGUAGAAUUAAUAAACGAAGAAGAAGAUUUGCAAGGAAGAGGAGUCAACGUGGAUGUAUUUGAAGGCUUUGAAUUUGAGACGCAAACAGUAGAUAUAGCAGAAGAACUCAUUCCAGGCGGUAAUCCCGGGCCGCAAUUGUGUGGUGACCCCUCAACUUUCAUUGCGCAACCACCUGUCUUGUCCCAUGACGAUUUUUUGAUUCUUACUAGAAAACUAAAUGAUGCUCAAAGAGACACGUUGUUUCAUAUUUAUCAACACUUUUCCAUUACUUCUCCACAUCCACUAUAUUUAUUUAUCAGUGGUGGGGCUGGCGUUGGCAAAAGUAUUCUGAUUAAAGCAAUUUAUCAAUGCCUAACUCUCUUAUUUAACAGAGAAGCUGGUAGUAAUCCCGAUGAAUUAAAAAUACUUUUAACAGCUUUUACCGGUAAAGCUGCAUUCGGAAUAGGAGGGCAAACAAUCCAUAGCGCACUUGGACUUCCAGUGUCUCAAGCGGGCAAUAUUUUACCAGAGCUGUCACCAAGUGUGGCCAAUACUCUGGCCACAAAACUAGCAAAACUACGUUUAAUUGUAAUUGAUGAAAUUUCAAUGCUAGGAUCCAGGACAUUCCAUCAAAUAAAUCGUAGACUUCAGCAAAUAUUUCAUUCUUCUACCUUCUUUUCUGGAAUUUCAGUGAUAGUAGUUGGAGACUUCAGACAAUUACCACCUGUUGGCGACAACUGGGUGUUUCAAGCUAAUUCUCGAAAUCCUUUAGCAGAAAUAGCAGGUACGCCGCUUUGGGAUUUAUUUGUACUGACAGAGCUUAAAGAAAUAAUGCGUCAAAGGGAUGAUGUUGCCUUUGCAACGGCAUUAAAUAAUAUGGCUAGUGGAUGUAUGUCACCUGAAGAUGUCAAUUUAAUUGAAGGUCGGUGCUUUAGUAAAUCAUCACUUCCAGACACGUGUAAGGGCGCAGUUCAUCUAUUCAGCAGUAACCGAGAAGUUGAUGGGCAUAAUUCUAAAAUACUCUCAAAUAUGACUACCGAAGGAGCGAUAUCCCGGGCUGUGGAUAGAGUAAGUGGCGAAGCUAAUCCUGCUAUGAAAGAAAAAGCUCUAAACACAGUUGCCAAGUUACCCACGUCUCAAACCUACGGAUUACCUAAUGCUAUAACUUUAAAAAUCACGGCUAAAUAUAUGAUGACAGUAAAUAUUAACACGUCAGACGGACUAGUGAAUGGAACCACGGGGGUACUGACUGCGAUUGAUUUUGCAGUCAAUCCAACUACCGGUGAGAGAAGACCAUUACGCAUUUGGAUAUGUUUCGAUGACGUAAAUAUAGGCAAAUUAAAAAGAAUUCAGAGCUCAACAUCCCUCACUCGUUAUCAAACACGGCUAAAAAAUAAUUGGACUCCAAUAGAGCCAGUUACGUACACUGUGAAAAGGUACAAAUCUUCAAACUUACAAGUGCGUCGCAGUCAAUUCCCAGUAGUUCCCGCUGAAGCUGUUACUAUACAUAAAAGUCAGGGUUCCACCUUAGAAAAAGUUGUAGUACAUUUAAAGCCCAAUAUUUUAAGAUCUAUGUUAUACGUCGCCUGCUCACGUGCCACUAGCUCAAAAGGUUUAUUCAUUGUUACCGAGACCUUUCGUCCUCCACGUCCACCAUCUGAGCAUGAUUCCGUCGUAACGGAAAUGCGAAAAUUAAAAUUAAAUCCCCUGAUUCCCAUAUAUCGCUUUUUAAGAGAGCCCCGCAGUUCCUGCCAAAUUAUGUUCCAUAACGUACAAUCUCUACGUAAACACUUGCAGGAUGUAGUAACCGAUCCGCAGACGAUGGCAUGCGACAUUUAUUUAGCCGUAGAAACUUGGAGUUGCCUUCAAGAUUUAUUCAAUAUGAAUAAUUUUGAAGAAAUAGUUCGAACAAAUGGCCCGAAACAGUAUUCUGCAAACCCCGGCUUUGGUGUAUCUGCAAUGAUAAAACAUAAUCUAGAAUAUUCCAACCCACGAUCUUACAGUGAAAUUUCCGGAACUGAGCACUGUGAAGCAGUAUCUUUUGAAGUAAAUAAUGUGAAAAUAGUAGCCUUAUAUAGAUCAUGCAAAUGCCCCAACAGCGUCGCAGUGGGUUUUAUAAGUAAUUUUGAAUUCACAAAUGAAGCUCGUGAUUGUCCCGAGAAGUUCCCAUCUCAAAUUACGACGAAGUUAACGUCGGAUGCGAAAGUAUUAGAUUAA